AUGAAUUCAACUUCCCCGAAAUCAUCGUUAGCUAAAUUGGGACUUCACUCACACAAGCAAAAGACAUUUCGUCUCAUGGUACUUGGUCAAAGCGGCGUUGGAAAAACUGCUAUGGUAGUACGAUUUAUCACAAGACGUUUCAUUGGAGAUUAUGACCCGAAUUUGGAGAAGGUCUACACGCACAACACUGUCAUCGAUAACGACGUCGUCCUGUUUGAGAUAUUGGAUGCCACGGGACAAAUGAACGAAGCGGACAGCAUUACGUUGGAGGCGAACAUCCGAUGGGCCGAAGCAUUUAUCUUAACGUAUUCCGUGACAGACAAGUGUAGCUUUGACGAGUGUAAUCGACUGAAGUUCCUCAUUAAUUACAAUAAGCGACGUCGUAGACUGGGAACGAAUCACAAGGAAGGCUUUAUCGAUGUACCUGUUAUACUAGUUGGCAACAAAAUCGAUCAAUUUCAUGAUCGAAUGGUGUCUACCGAGGAUGGACAAAAGCGUGCGAAAGAAAUUGCAUGUGCCUGCUUUCAUGAAAUCUCCGUGAGAGAAAGCAUUGAACAGGUAACUUCCGUAUUCCGCGAUGCCUAUCGAUUUUGGCGCGUUCUUCACAAAUACCCGAAACUCAAGCGAUCCAGCAGCGAUGUUCACGACCUCCAUAACGAAGUCGAGCUCAUCCUCAGUCCCGAUAGCGUUCAUUCCUACUGUGAUUGCGACUUCAAGUCUCCGCAUCCGCGAAACAACAUGUACUUUCUCUCGGGGCGUCCCUACUUGCCUGAAAGUCUCGACGACAAAGACUCCGAAGAAGGAACCGAAAAUAGUGACAAACAAUGUUGCAGCAUUGGCGGAAGCAACAACGAAGAUCCCUUUCGAAAUCGUGCCUCGACAGAUGGAAAUCUCUCACGACGCCCCCGCAAAUGGAAAUACCCGUCGUUUUCGGGCACUCUUGUAUCGCCCCCUGCCCGGAUCGAACGCCGCAUGUCAAUUUCCAUGCGAGGCAGCAACACAAAUGCGAGUUACUGAACGCACCCUUAGAUGUAUAAAUUUGUAUAAAAUGCCAUUUUUAAUGAUGGAUCAAAAUGAACGAAGCUUUAUUCUAAAGUUUUACACAAUUUUUACAUGGAACUGUUGUCCAUUUAGGAAUUCUUACAGUAUUGCUCAGGCGAAAAAAAAAUAUUUUUUCAUGUGCGUGCGUUGUGUGUCUGUUUUUUGCUAUGUUUGUGCUUUG
Culicoides brevitarsis is the source of this 1222-nucleotide messenger RNA. Its product is annotated as ras-related and estrogen-regulated growth inhibitor. The coding region runs from base 1 to 1017 and encodes 338 amino acids. Gene Ontology annotation, molecular function: GTPase activity; GTP binding. The record is from RefSeq and is a predicted model, not a curated record. The transcript is spliced from 5 exons. NCBI's taxonomy places the organism in Eukaryota, Metazoa, Arthropoda, Insecta, Diptera, Ceratopogonidae.